Dimorphilus gyrociliatus is the source of this 4920-nucleotide messenger RNA. NCBI's taxonomy places the organism in Eukaryota, Metazoa, Annelida, Polychaeta, Dinophilidae. The record is from the annotation of a GenBank genome assembly.
CUAUUUUGAACUAAAAUUGUGGGCUUGAUCUUGUGAAAGCUCCUUGUUGUAAAGUUUUUUUACCUUGAUUGAUUAAUUUCAUAUCAAGAUACGACAGUAGAAGAUAACGUUUAUCAGCAAAUUAAGAAUACUCAUUUCCGUACUAAUAAGGAAGCAACCUAUCUGAUCACACUGGAUCUCCCGGAGGAUAUGGACAAAAAAUCAUACAAAGUGACUCCAACGAAUGGCAAAAUGAAUGGUGAACACAAAGAUAAAAAGCCAAAAGAGAAAGAUGAUAAAAAGAAGGAUGAGCCUGUUAAAGAAGUAACAGUUGCUCAAGUAUUUAGAUUUGCAGAUUGUAAAGAUUACUUUUGUAUGAUAAUUGCUACAAUAGCAGCACUUAUUCAUGGAGCAGCCCUACCUUGCCUUAUGCUUGUUUUUGGUAGUAUGGUUGAUAUAUUUGUUGACAGUGGCAAGUUUAAGACCUUGUUUGAUGAAGUCGAUUUUUCCAAAUAUCGUACAACAAAAGAAGACGCCUGGAAAAAUGAAACUGCACUCAAAAAUAUUGCUAAAGCAGAGAACCUCACCUCUCAAUACAACAAAUUUAAAGAAGCGGACGAAAAAUUACUGGAUGAAAUGGAAAAGUUUGCUAUCUACUAUGUUGCCAUAGGCUGCGGAGUAAUGGUUUUUGCCUCUCUUCAACAAGCCGGAUGGAUGACAGCGUGCGAAAGACAAGCUUUCAGAAUCCGUAAUCUGCUGUUAAAGUCCAUUCUUAGACAGGAUAUUGGCUGGUUCGAUACUCACGAAGUUGGAGAGCUGAAUACUAGAUUGGCCGAUGAUGUCACAAAAAUACAGGCUGGCAUUGGUGAUAAAUUGGGUCAAUUUCUACAGUGGUUUUCCACAUUUCUUACAGGUUUCAUAUUGGGAUUUGUUUUCGGUUGGAAAUUGACAUUAGUUAUCUUAUCUGUUAGCCCUUUCCUGGUUUUAUCUGGUGUAAUCAUGGGAAAAUUAACAAGCAGUAUGACCCAAAAAGAGUUGUCAGCAUACGCAAAAGCGGGAGCAGUUGCCGAAGAAGUAUUAACUGCAAUUCGUACUGUAACAGCUUUCAAUGGCGGUAAAAAAGAAUGUGAACGAUACAAUGGAAACCUAACAGAUGCUCAAAAUUUUGGUGUGAAAAGAGGCUUUGUCUCGGGCUUGUCUAUGGGAAUGGUUUUCUUUUUCAUCUUUGGAUCAUAUGCCUUGGCUUUCUGGUAUGGUUCCAAACUGGUCAGAGAGAGUGAUUAUACAGUCGGAGACAUGCUUAUCGUGUUUUUCUCAGUCGUCUUUGCCGCCUUUGCUAUUGGAAACGCUUUUCCUAAUUUGACACACUUACAAACAGCAAAAGGUGCAGCAUAUGUUGUCUAUGACAUCAUUGACAAUAUACCUCCAAUUGAUAGUUCGUCAACCGAAGGUGAAAGACCAGCUCGCAUUGUUGGAAGAGUUACGUUUGAAAAUAUAUGGUUUAAAUAUCCUUCUCGUCCCGAUGUUCCCAUUCUGAAUGGUCUGAAUCUAGAUAUAACUCCAGGCGAAACGGUUGCUCUCGUUGGUUCAUCCGGAUGUGGAAAGUCUACAACUAUACAACUUUUACAACGAUUUUAUGAUCCAUUACAGGGAAAAGUAACCAUUGAUGGAAAAGAUAUACGAGAACUGAAUGUUGAAUGGCUAAGGCAAAGCAUUGGUGUUGUUUCACAAGAACCUGUUCUCUUCGCAACAACAAUUGAAGAGAAUAUUCGAUAUGGAAGAGAAGGAGUUUCUUUAGAUGAAAUUCAUGAGGCUGCGAAAUCUGCUAACGCUUACAACUUCAUCAUGCAACUACCUGAUCAAUUCAACACUUUGGUAGGAGAAAGAGGAGCCCAGCUGAGUGGAGGACAAAAACAAAGAAUCGCUAUUGCUAGAGCUUUGGUUCGAAAUCCAAAAAUAUUACUUUUGGAUGAGGCGACAUCAGCAUUGGAUACAGAAAGCGAAGGUAUAGUUCAAGAAGCACUGGAUGAGGCGAGAAGAGGACGAACAACAAUCGUUGUUGCUCAUCGACUGAGUACUGUUCGAACUGCAGAUAAAAUUGUUGGAUUUAAAGAAGGAAAGAAGAUUGAAGAAGGAGCCCAUGACGAUUUAAUGAAGAUUCAAGGAGGAGUUUACCAUCAUCUAGUAACAUCUCAAAGUGCAAAAGAAGUUGAUGAUGAUGACGACAAUGAUGAACUGGCUUCAUCGGUUUCCAAAGUAGAGUUUGAAAACGAUAAAAAUAAAUUGGGAAGAACAUUCUCACUAUCAUCAGUUAAAAGAUCCGACUCAGCUGCUCCAGAAGAAGCUAAAAAGGCAGAUGUACCAGAAGUUGCAUUGAGUAGAGUUUACAAGUUAAAUGCCCCAGAAUGGGUUUGGAUUCUUUGUGGAUGUUUUGCUGCCUUAGUUAAUGGAGCUGUUCAACCAUGCUUUGCAGUUUUGUUUGCCGAAAUAUUGGGGGUUUUUGCCAUUAAAGAUAUAGAUGAACAGAAGAGAAAAACACUGCUGUAUUCUAUGUUGUUUUUGGCUGUCGGUGCAGGAGCAGCAUUGUCCAUGUUCGCUCAAGCAUUUUUUUUCAGUAAAUCAGGAGAAGCGUUGACAAGAAAGCUACGAGAUCUGACUUUUAAAGCUUUAAUGAGGCAAGAAAUGGCUUAUUUUGAUGAUAGUGAUCAUAGUGUUGGUGCAUUAACUACCCAACUUGCAUCUGAUGCAUCAGCAGUCCAAGGAGUAUCUGGAGUAAGACUAGGAACUAUGUUUCAAACGCUCUCAUCUUUGGGAACUGGUCUUGUUAUUGCUUUCAUAUAUUCAUGGAAACUUACUUUGGGCAUCUUGGCUUUCAUACCUUUCAUCAUUAUGGCCGGUGCUUUACAAAUGAAAAUGAUGGGUGGACAAGCCGGAACAAAUCAAAAGUCCUUGGAGGAUGCAGGAAAAAUUGCUGUAGAGAGUAUUGAGAAUAUGAGAACAGUUGCUCAAUUGACAAAGGAAAAAGCUUUUUCAAAGCUAUAUCACGAUACUCUAUAUAUAACCCAUCGUCAGAAUAUGUGGAAGGGUAUUAUUAUUGGAGCUUCAUUUGCCUUUUCGCAGUCAGUUAUCUUUUUCGCCUACGCUGCCUGUUUUUCAUUAGGAGCUUACUUAAUCAAAAAUGAUGGGUUAGAAUUUGCAGAUAUGUUUAGAGUGUUUGGUGCAGUAGUUUUCUCAGCCAUGGCUCUCGGACAAGCUAACUCUUUCGCUCCCGAUUAUGGUAAAGGAAAAUCUGCAGCAAACAGAAUUUUCUAUUUAUUGGACAGGGAACCGGAAAUUGACUCCUUCUCCGAAGAAGGGGAAGUUCUUCCUCAAGUUUCGGGAGAUGUAUCUUUCUCUGAUGUCACAUUCAGAUAUCCCAGCAGACCUGACGUUCCCGUUUUAAGAGGUCUCACACUCAAAGCGAACAAAGGUGAAACUCUUGCCUUGGUCGGUACAAGCGGCUGCGGAAAAAGCACAACUGUUUCUCUUCUAGAACGAUUCUAUAAUCCGUUGAGCGGACUUAUCACUUUGGACAAACAUUCUAUCGAUAAAAUGAAUGUUCAAUGGCUAAGAUCUCAAAUUGGAAUUGUACAACAAGAACCCAUCUUGUUUGAUCGUUCAAUUGCUGACAAUAUCGCUUAUGGAGACAAUUCAAGACAAGUUUCUAUGGACGAAAUUAUAAAAGCGGCUAAAGAUGCGAAUAUUCAUGAUUUCAUAUCAAAUUUACCGGAUGGUUAUGAAACUAGCGUGGGAGAUAAAGGAACACAAUUAAGCGGUGGACAGAAACAAAGAGUUGCUAUAGCUAGAGCAAUGGUGAAAAAUCCUAAGAUAUUACUGUUAGACGAAGCGACAUCGGCUCUCGAUACAGAAAGUGAGAGAGUUGUUCAAGAAGCCUUGGACAAAGCGCAGAUUGGACGAACUUCCAUAGUUAUUGCACAUAGGUUAUCAACAAUUCAUAAUGCCGAUCAGAUAGCUGUUAUUCAUCUUGGAAAAGUCGUUGAACUUGGUACUCAUUCUGAAUUGAUGAAUAAACAGGGGAAAUACUAUAAGCUUUAUACUCGUCAAUCGGCUCAGAAGUGAAAAAUUUUAGUUGGUGCUUUACCUAAUUUACUUUUAAUAUUACAUAUUGUACAGUAUCGAAAAAAUUUUGUUUUUACCUGCAUUCUGUUUGUGUUUUCUAAUAUUACGUAGUCCAUUUGACAUUUUUUAUUCCAAUAAUUAUUUGUCUCUUUUGAAAAUAAAUAUGAAAAAUCUCGGACAGUAUUUAUGAAAAUGGAAUUUUGUUGUUGAAAAUUUUCAAUAUGAUAGAAUUCGACAAUCUAUUAAACCAUUCAAAGCCUAUGCAGCGUGUAUCUAUUUGCUGAGAUGAGAAACGAAACAGAGUUGUAGUUAUAUGCAUUUCAUUUACAACUGGCGGAGUAAAUCUGAACAAUAUAUUAGUAUGAACAGACACUAUGCUUAAUAUUGAUUUAUAAUUAUUUCGAAGGUUAAAUCUUGGUCGAAAUUGUAGAGUUUCCCAAACAAGUUAAACUAAUAAAGUUAAAGAACUAUCGAAUAUCUAAACAUUUAAAUUAUUCAUAUUGGCAAUUGACAAAUGCUCCUGUGGUUCAAGCGUUUCCUUAUUAAAUGUGAACGUUCCGAAAGAAAAAUCUUUCAAAAGAUACCAUAAGAUAUUGAGCAAAUAACUGUGCGAAGAUAGGGAAAGAAUGACCCCAGAAGAAAAGAAUGAGAAAUCUAAAAUCAUAUCAUAUAGAGUUGUUUUAGAAAAUAUGUGAAAUUGUUAAUUCAAUAGUUAUAGAAGCUUAUGGUAGAAUUCUUCCAUACAUGAUUAUGGCAUAUCUCUUUUUUUGUACAUCUCUUUUUGCUAAUACAGUAGACAUAUGAAUUAGUUAUUAAUCUUUU